CAUCCCUAUCAUCCCCAACAUCUACCGUUCGACCACCACGCCUAGAACGACAUUAUCCAACGCUCAAAAGGACCCCGUAGCCCUGAAAUUUUCUAAAUGACAACUUCCAAGAUGCCUCAAUCAGCAGGCAGAGCUUUCUCCCAAAAAGACCUCCCCCCGUCAGUUGAAACCGCAUACUAUCGGAAAUGCAUCGAACUGCGCCGACGCAUCAAUGACAUUGAAGAGAACAAUGACGGCACCCGUCUGCGGAUCAAGCGCCUCAACCGCACCAUCACAAAGAUGCGCCUCGAGCGCGCCUUUCUCCUUGAGCAGCUCCACAAACACAUGGAAUACAAUGUCGAUGAUUCAGACCGAAGUAGCAGUCCGCCGCCGACACCUACGGAUAAACCGCUAAGAAGCAAGCGAAGCCAUCGGAAGACUACGCCUACUGGUGGUACGCAUCUAGGGAGCGGGCUGCCUGGCGCACAGCAUCCAAGUCCCUCAGGUGGUCAGCAGCAGCAGAUCUCGCAUGCCUUGAACCCACUGUCCUCGGCCCAGAGUACCCCAGACCCAAGCCGCUCAAAUCCCUUCUUCAGCACAAUCCCCCCUGCUGCUUCAUCACCUCAUGCCGUGAAUGGAACUGGCCAGCCCGUCCUCCCGCCCCUUCAUCCAUCCCACCUGCAACCACUCCACCCACAACGACCUGCGCACGGUGUUUCGGAUGCUCCACGAGGCACAUUCUUCGAUGCCGCAUAUGACGAGCAGCGGCCUGCCGAGCAUGAUCCCGAAUAUACCGGUCGACGACGCGCUCAUUCAAGCGCACACCCUCCACCAGCCGAAGCUAUUGAAGGCCAAAAUGGUGAACGGAGAGACCAAGACACUGAGAUGGGCGAUGCUCCUCCAGCUGACGCAGCAGGCUUCACGGCGGUGAACAGGUAGUUGCGGAGCACGCCUUGUUCCUUUCUACCUCUUACAGCCCUCUGUGUCUUAUGCCAUGGUUGAUCUGGUCUAGACUUUAUUUCGAGCGUUCUCGAUAUUCCCAUUGUCCACACCUCCAUCCUCUGCAUGCACAUUCUGCGUAUGCACAUUCUUCGGCUUGGCCAAUUCCACCUCCCUUUCCAACAACGCAUCCUUGCCACCUCUUGAACGCCCGCGCCCACUGGCUUUACGAAUUACCAAAACCAACCUAUCUCUACCCAAUACCACCGUGCUCCACCAAUCCCUCCCCACCCUAUCCAACGCGGCGUCAUAGCCGACCCCCACUCAUUCAUCCCUGUGGACCCCACGAACUAUAUC
Lindgomyces ingoldianus is the source of this 1275-nucleotide messenger RNA. RefSeq lists its product as uncharacterized. Lineage: Eukaryota; Fungi; Ascomycota; Dothideomycetes; Pleosporales; Lindgomycetaceae. The record is from RefSeq and is a predicted model, not a curated record. Bases 97 to 918 code for a protein of 273 amino acids. The transcript is spliced from 2 exons.